This is a messenger RNA of Venustampulla echinocandica, 519 nucleotides long. RefSeq lists its product as uncharacterized. The record is from RefSeq and is a predicted model, not a curated record. Bases 1 to 519 code for a protein of 172 amino acids. Lineage: Eukaryota; Fungi; Ascomycota; Leotiomycetes; Helotiales; Pleuroascaceae. The transcript has 3 exons.
AUGGCCUCCGAAGGACAAGACCGGUCAGCUCUCAUUGACGAGUCGCCCAUUGCGCCCGUCCGACCCACAGCGUCCCACGUCCGUCAGAACUCGCUCGAGAAACAUCUCCAGCACCGUCCUGACCCACAAGAUUUGAAGAAGCGGCAUAUUUUGCUGGAUACCAAUGCUGCGCCAGCAUUGCAAUGCCGUGCACAUGAAUUGGAACGCCAGCGUGCGAGUGACAGUCUGAAGAAGGGAUUAGAGAACAGAGCGGAGAGGGAUAAAUUGGUUGAGCGCAACAUUCUCCCAUCCUCCACCGCUGCCCCGGCCCUCAUUGGCCACCAGCGCGAGCUGGGGAAGCACAUGCUGGCCGAUACUUUGAACGACAAGAUCUCGCAUCGGCCGAGUCCGGAGGACUUGGUUAAGGGGGGUAUUCUGCAGGAGGACCCUACGAGCCCUGUUAGGAGCAAGGGCGAGGCCGAUAGGCUUUAUGAGGAGAGGAUAGAGGAGGAGUACGCAAAGAGGGAAGGAGGUGCCUAG